Molecule: messenger RNA, 774 nt
Organism: Vicia faba (fava bean)
Lineage: Eukaryota; Viridiplantae; Streptophyta; Magnoliopsida; Fabales; Fabaceae
Source: the annotation of a GenBank genome assembly
AUGGCUUCCGUGAGAAACGAUUUUGUUAAGGAAAUCAAUCCCUCAAAGGAAUCAUGGGACAUUGUUGUUGGGGUGACAAAAUUUAAGCUUCAGUUAGAAAAGCUCUGUUGUCUCGAUUUGAAAAUAAGAUACAAUGGCACAGUGGUUACAGAUGUUGGAACUGGACAGAUAACAAUGUCCCCUUACUCAAUUAUAUAUUUCCCAGAGAUUGUUGGGAAAAUAGACAUGGACUACUUGAUUGAUGUUGUGGGAAUUCUAGCCGGGGUUGGACGUGAAAGAGUCUAUGAGAGGAAUCGUGUAACUACUAAGUAUAAAGUUAUUGAGUUAGAGUCCAAUAGUAUGAAGCUUGAAUCCACACUUUUUGGGCUAUUGUUCAACCCAAAUAUUUCUAAGGCAAAUAGUUUCAAACUCAAUGAUAACAUUGGAUCACCCACUCAACCAUUUAGUUAUAUGAAGGAUUCUUCUGAUUUGAGCUUAAAAGAAGAGUUCUUAAAUCUGUGUCAAUGCAAAACAAUUGAGGAACUAAAAGAAUCUCAAAAUGACAUGGUUUGUAUGGUUUUAGGCACAAUCAAACAUGUUAUUGGUGGCAAUGAUUGGUGGUAUGUUACAUGCGUCUGUGGCAAGGGAGUUGUUGCAGAUUCCAAAAGGUUUUUCUGCCCUAAAUGUAAUAAGCAUGUUUGGUCCAUUGUGCCUAGGUACCGUGUCAAACUUAGAGUGGUUGAUGAAACUGACUCUGCUACUUCUGUGCUUUUUAUCGUGAUUGUUGUUUGCUGA